Messenger RNA from Bombina bombina (fire-bellied toad), 4668 nucleotides. RefSeq names its product NCK associated protein 1 (gene NCKAP1). Gene Ontology annotation, cellular component: SCAR complex. The transcript is spliced from 31 exons. NCBI's taxonomy places the organism in Eukaryota, Metazoa, Chordata, Amphibia, Anura, Bombinatoridae. The coding region runs from base 224 to 3610 and encodes 1128 amino acids. Gene Ontology annotation, biological process: cortical actin cytoskeleton organization; cell morphogenesis; cell projection assembly. The record is from RefSeq and is a predicted model, not a curated record.
GUCCCUCAGCAGGAAGGGAGGAGCGGACCACGGGCGGUGGGCAGGCGUGUCAUCGGGUUAAACUGCGGAGCAUGGGAUCUAUGUAGAGAUCCCCCCAUAACAAACACCCGUCUGGUUGGAAUUAAUACCCGGUUGGUCGUAUUGUGUAAGGUUCCCAGUAAUAAUCACAACUGACAGGCGGUGGAUACCAUCAGCUGUUGUGUAGUGGGCGAAAAGAAGCAUCAUGUCGCGAUCUGUGCUGCAGCCCAGCCAGCAGAAACUGGCAGAGAAGCUGACCAUCCUAAACGACAGGGGGAUAGGGAUGCUCACACGUCUCUAUAACAUCAAAAAGGCUUGUGGCGAUCCCAAGGCAAAGCCUUCUUACCUUAUUGAUAAAAACCUUGAAUCGGCCGUAAAAUUUAUUGUCCGAAAAUUUCCAGCUGUCGAAACUCGAAACAACAAUCAACAGCUAGCACAACUCCAAAAAGAAAAAUCAGAGAUUUUGAAAAACCUAGCACUGUACUACUUCACAUUUGUGGAUGUUAUGGAAUUUAAGGAUCAUGUCUGUGAGCUGCUUAACACUAUUGAUGUUUGCCAAGUUUUUUUUGAUAUUACUGUCAACUUUGAUUUGACCAAGAACUAUCUAGAUUUGAUCAUAACCUAUACAACACUAAUGAUUAUGCUUUCUCGCAUUGAAGAAAGAAAAGCAAUUAUAGGCCUCUACAACUACUCGCAUGAAAUGACACACGGUGCAAGUGAUCGUGAAUAUCCUCGGCUUGGACAAAUGAUUGUAGAUUAUGAAAACCCUUUAAAAAAGAUGAUGGAAGAGUUUGUUCCACAUAGUAAGUCUCUAUCAGAUGCACUAAUUUCACUACAGAUGGUUUAUCCUCGAAGAAAUCUCUCAGCUGACCAGUGGAGAAAUGCACAGCUCCUCAGCCUUAUAAGUGCUCCAAGUACAAUGUUAAACCCUGCACAAUCAGACACGAUGCCAUGUGAAUAUCUUUCGUUGGAUGCCAUGGAAAAAUGGAUAAUAUUUGGAUUUAUUUUGUGCCAUGGUGUACUGAACACGGAUGCCACCUCUUUGAAUCUUUGGAAACUUGCUCUGCAGAGCAGCUCAUGUCUUUCUCUGUACAGAGAUGAAGUUUUCCAUAUUCACAAGGCAGCAGAAGAUCUCUUUGUGAACAUCAGAGGUUACAACAAACGAAUCAAUGAUAUCAGAGAAUGCAAAGAAGCGGCUGUUUCACACGCGGGUGCAACACACAGAGAAAGGCGCAAAUUCUUAAGAUCAGCUUUGAAGGAGCUUGCUACUGUUCUUUCUGAUCAGCCAGGAUUGUUAGGACCAAAAGCACUUUUUGUCUUUAUGGCAUUAUCUUUUGCACGAGAUGAGAUAAUAUGGCUUCUUCGCCAUGCAGACAACAUACCAAAGAAAGUUGCAGAUGACUUCAUGGAUAAGCACAUUGCUGAACUUAUAUUUUACAUGGAAGAGUUAAGAGCACAUGUACGGAAAUAUGGCCCUGUGAUGCAGAGAUACUAUGUGCAGUAUUUGUCUGGCUUUGAUGCAGUAGUUCUGAAUGAGCUUGUGCAGAAUCUAUCAGUUUGCCCUGAGGAUGAAUCCAUCAUUAUGUCGUCAUUUGUAAACACCAUGACCUCUCUAAGUGUAAAACAGGUGGAAGAUGGAGAGGUUUUUGACUUCCGAGGAAUGAGAUUGGACUGGUUUCGAUUGCAGGCUUAUACGAGUGUUUCUAAAGCAUCACUGAGCCUUGCAGACCACCGGGAACUUGGAAAGAUGAUGAACACAAUAAUAUUCCAUACAAAAAUGGUGGAUUCUUUAGUAGAGAUGUUAGUGGAAACCUCAGACCUUUCCAUAUUUUGCUUUUACAGUCGAGCAUUUGAGAAGAUGUUUCAGCAGUGUUUGGAACUCCCUUCCCAGUCAAGAUAUUCAAUCUCAUUUCCACUCAUCUGCACACAUUUUAUGAGCUGUACUCAUGAAUUAUGCCCAGAAGAGAGGCAUCAUAUUGGAGACCGGAGCCUGUCGCUGUGUAAUAUGUUUUUGGAUGAAAUGGCAAAGCAAGCACGUAAUCUUAUUACAGAUAUCUGCACGGAACAAUGUACACUUAGUGAUCAGUUGCUGCCAAAGCACUGUGCCAAAACAAUCAGUCAAGCAGUGAACAAGAAAUCAAAAAAGCAGACUGGAAAGAAAGGAGAACCUGAGAGAGAAAAACCUGGUGUUGAAAGUAUGAGAAAGAAUAGGCUUGUAGUAACAAACUUGGACAAACUGCACACUGCACUUUCAGAACUAUGUUUCUCUAUCAAUUAUGCACCAAAUAUGAUGGUUUGGGAGCACACCUUUACUCCACGAGAAUAUCUUACGUCGCACUUGGAAAUUCGAUUUACCAAGUCUAUUGUUGGUAUGACAAUGUAUAACCAAGCCACACAAGAAAUUGCAAAGCCUUCAGAGUUGCUGACAAGCGUAAGAUCAUACAUGACUGUGCUCCAGUCAAUUGAAAAUUAUGUACAAAUUGACAUCACAAGGGUUUUCAAUAAUGUUCUGCUUCAGCAGACCCAACAUUUAGACAGUCACGGCGAGCCAACCAUCACCAGUUUAUACACUAAUUGGUAUUUGGAAACAUUAUUGAGGCAAGUUAGUAAUGGACAUAUAGCGUAUUUCCCAGCCAUGAAGGCAUUUGUAAACCUUCCUACUGAAAAUGAACUUACAUUUAAUGCUGAGGAAUAUUCUGACAUAUCUGAAAUGAGAGCACUUUCAGAGCUUCUGGGACCAUAUGGAAUGAAAUUUCUUAGUGAAAGUCUCAUGUGGCAUAUCUCCUCCCAAGUGGCAGAACUUAAGAAACUUGUUGUGGAGAAUGUUGAAAUUUUAACACAGAUGAGGACCAGCUUUGAUAAACCGGAGCAGAUGGCAGCCCUUUUUAAACGACUAUCAUCUGUUGACAGUGUUUUGAAGAGGAUGACUAUUAUAGGUGUUAUUCUAUCAUUCCGAUCACUUGCACAGGAAUCCCUGAGAGACGUUUUAUCUUACCACAUUCCAUUUCUUGUGAGCUCAGUAGAAGACUUCAAGGAUCACAUUCCAAGAGAGACUGACAUGAAGGUUGCUAUGAAUGUUUAUGAGCUUUCUUCUGCGGCUGGAUUACCUUGCGAAAUAGAUCCAGCCCUUGUUGUUGCAUUAUCAUCUCAGAAAUCUGAAACCAUCAGCCCUGAAGAAGAAUAUAAAAUUGCCUGUCUUCUUAUGGUGUUUGUGGCUGUUUCAUUGCCUACUUUAGCCAGUAAUGUGAUGUCACAAUACAGCCCUGCAAUUGAAGGUCAUUGCAACAACAUACAUUGCCUUGCAAAAGCGAUUAAUCAGAUUGCUGCUGCUUUAUUCACAAUUCACAAAGGGAGCAUUGAAGAUCGCCUUAAAGAGUUCUUGGCUCUUGCAUCAUCCAGCUUACUGAAAAUUGGCCAAGAGACUGAUAAAACAACCACAAGGAACAGAGAGUCAGUUUAUUUGCUGCUAGACAUGAUUGUGCAAGAAUCACCAUUCCUGACCAUGGAUUUGCUGGAGUCCUGUUUUCCAUACGUCUUACUGAGAAAUGCAUAUCAUGCAGUUUACAAACAAAGUGUUACAUCCUCGGCAUAAAUAUUUCCAUUGUUGAAAUAUGGCACAAACUUAUGUUGCCUCUGUUUUACAAACAGUGGCAUACGUUUACUUUUAAUGGUUAAAAAAAAAAGAAAAGGAAAAAAAAAUUGUGGCAGACACUUUCCUUAUUCCAUUGUCUCUUUGACCAGUGGUUUUCUUUAUGCAGUUGUUAUACCAGAUAAGCUUGGUUGAUUGCACUUCACUACAAAAAAAAGUUUAUGAACUGUUAAAAUCAAGAAAAUAGAAAAAAAUACUACUUUGGUUUUGUUUUUGGUAUAUGAUCAUGCAGAAUAUUAUUGCUUGUUUAUUUCAAAAAUUGUAUUUAGUGAUUAUUUUAGAUGGUGAUAUAGGUGACUUCUAUGUGUAAAUUAUUUCAUAUAGGGAGAAUAAUAAUCUGUACCUUUUAAGUUCUUAUUAAUGACAAUUUGGAAAAAGUGAUUAUGUGAUUUCUGUGGAGUAAGUGCACCAUUUCUUCAUAUUCCCAUUGCAAAAUAUUGCUGAAAUUUAAAUUCUUAAAACAAAACAAAAACGCUAACAAAUAACAAUUUUCAGUGUUAUUUAACGUCGCUGCAUUUACAAUACAGAACUCCUCCCUGAUAUUUUUAAACAGCAGCAAAUGUUUGUAAAAAACAUAGUAUAAUUUUUUUUAGACUAAUCUCCAUGAUACUAUCAUGGCAUUAACACUACCAUUGUACCCUUAUAUAUGGUAUGAUAUAGCAUUCUUAUGCAUUUAUCUAAUGUUGGUACAUUUCUUUUCCCUUAACCACUUUUAUAUGUUUUAACUUUUUUGAAAUUUCAAAUGUAACUUCCAUAACAUACAAUAAACACUAGACUGUAUCAACCAAUAUCUGCUUUUGCCCUGUAUAUAAAAUUGUUUUGUGAUGUAUUUUCAACCAAUAUGCAGACAAGGAUGAGAUACUCAUGAAGAAUUAUGGAUUAUACGCAUACAGUAUGUUGAGACUAUUUAAUACUACUGAGACACAUUUUUGGAAAUCUUCAAGAGUGACUAUUAAAUUACAUUUUAUGAGAAAAAAAUAAAAAUGUUUUAUUGUGUAUAA